Messenger RNA from Coccinella septempunctata (seven-spotted ladybird), 2944 nucleotides. RefSeq names its product nucleolar protein 9. Gene Ontology annotation, biological process: endonucleolytic cleavage in ITS1 to separate SSU-rRNA from 5.8S rRNA and LSU-rRNA from tricistronic rRNA transcript (SSU-rRNA, 5.8S rRNA, LSU-rRNA); ribosomal small subunit export from nucleus; endonucleolytic cleavage in 5'-ETS of tricistronic rRNA transcript (SSU-rRNA, 5.8S rRNA, LSU-rRNA). Gene Ontology annotation, cellular component: 90S preribosome; preribosome, small subunit precursor; nucleolus. Lineage: Eukaryota; Metazoa; Arthropoda; Insecta; Coleoptera; Coccinellidae. The transcript has 6 exons. The record is from RefSeq and is a predicted model, not a curated record. Gene Ontology annotation, molecular function: RNA binding. Bases 163 to 1923 code for a protein of 586 amino acids.
GUUCCACAAACAUUACAAAUACAAAUAGGACUUAUGCAGCGACUGAUAGUAUCUAGUGAAAGAGAUAUCCAACCAGUUGAAGAAGUUAAUUCUUUUCGUUUAUCUGUCUUUUUAUUGCGAUAUUCGAAAUAAUUGGGGACGUUCUGAAUUCUUGACAUCAGAAUGAGUGAGAAUAAUGAACCUCAAAGAAAUAAAAGGAAACGGAAGAAGUCUUUCCUGAAAAACGCACGAAAGUAUGCCAAAAAAGGUCAUUUCGGAUGUGGAAGCCAGUUGGAAAGUGAUACUUAUCAAUAUUUUGUGAAAAUUAUGGAAGUUUACAGAGAAGGAUUCGAAAAUGAUGAAGACAAAAAGAUAUUUGUGGACAAUGUUUUCCAACAAACAGAAAACCAGGAGAUUCAGUGCAGUUGUAAUCAAAUAGGUUGCAGGGUAAUAGAAAUGUUAUUGCCAUUUGCAAGUGAUGAUGUAAUGAAGAAGUUUAUGGAUUCAUUUGGUAAAGAAUUACGUCCACUUUGCAGUGAUAAGUUUGCUAGUCACAUAUUAGAAGAAUUGGUUACCCAAAGCUGUAAACGCUCUUCUCAAAAUAUCGAUAUGAAGGAAGAAUAUAAAGAAUUUACUUUAAAAAUAAGCAAAUUUUUGUUGAAUAACCUGGAAGAUUUCCUAUGGGACCCUUAUGCAAAUCAUAUUAUAAGAACUUGUUUGCAAAAUUUAUCCAAUAUUCCUAAGGAAGAUCCUAAGUCAAAAGAUAACGACAAGAAGAAAUUGAAAGAAGAAGCAGAAGAUGAUUCGAUUGUUCCUGAAUAUGCAGAUGUUGUUAUUGAGUAUGGGGAACGUCUUUUAACUUGGCCCCAGUUUCCAGAUCUGUGUAAAAAUGAGAAAACUUCAGGGUUUCUUCAGAUUUUGUUGAAAGCUCUGAAGAAAGUCAGCUCUAAACUACUAAAAAAGUAUAUGAAAAAACUUUUAGAAUGCUUUGCUCCGGAAGAUGACAAUGCAGACCUAAACAAAUUACCACCAGUAUUUUUAGCAACAAGUUCCCUCAUGGUUCUAGAGGUUUAUUUGCAAGUUGCACCAAAAAAAUAUUUUUCACAAAUUUAUAUAAAAUGCUUUGCUGGAAGAUUGUUCAAAUUGUCCAAAAUACGAAACACCAAUUUUGCUGUGCAAAAACUCAUUACUCAUUGCCAAGAUAAAAGUGAAUUUGAAUCUAUGUUUGAUGAGUUAGCUGAUCAUUUCUCAGAAAUAAUAAAAGAAGGACAUACAGGUGUGAUAUGGGCGAUUGCUGAUGGAUGCAAAAGGUUAACUGCCAAACAAGGACCAUUUGUCAAUAGCAUUUUGAAAAGUUUAAAUUGUCUAGAGCCAGAAUCUAAGCAAUCAUCAAUUGUGAUAUGUUUGGCAAGAAUGAAAACAUUCGAGGAGAAUACUUCAUCUAGUUUGAGUAACGAGGAAUUACAAAAGACUAGAUUAAAUUUGCAUGGAACCCUCAUACUGCAAAUACUGCUGGAAUUCAAUAAACCUAUUAAAAUUGUAAAUAGUCUACUCGAAAUGGAAACUAAUACUUUGAAAGCUCUAUUAUCCAACACUAUGGGUAGUCAUAUUGUUGAUUCAUUUGUAAAAAGUCAGUUUGUUGGAGAAAAGAGUAGAGAGAAAUUAGUAAGGAAAAUGAAGGGUACUUAUCAGGACUUGGCUGCUACGAAAUUUGGCUCUAGAUCAUUUGAAGCUAUCUGGAAUGCUGCUGGUUUAAAACAUAAAAUGGCCAUCAUGGAUGAGCUGUGCUAUAAAGAUGGUUUAUGGUCGAAUUCAGAUCAUGGAAAAAUUAUCGCUAACAAAAUUCAAUUGUCAUUGUACAAAAAGAAUAAAGAGGAGUGGAAAAAUAGUUGGCACAAGAAGAAGGAUGAAGUUCUCAAACUCUUGGAAGAAGUAGCGAAAUAGAAAAGAGCCAAACACUAGGAUUUACCUCAAUUUUGAAAUUGAAUGGAAAAUUAUAGAAGACAUGAAUAUCAUUCCAAUUGAAGCUGUGACUUAGAUUUGUGCUGCUACAUAAUUUGAAUAUUUUUGGUGCAUUCAUAUAAUUUUAUCUGCCAUUUUCUGCUCUUGACUCAACUUAUAUGGAAUACUAUGUUAGCUGACAUGUUUAAAUUAUUUCCAUAUAUAACUGAAAAAUAAUACAAAAUAAAAUGGUAUUCAAAAUUGUUUACUACCAUAGAGCCAAAUACAAUGAACGUAGUUAUGUACAUUACUGAAUUUUGAAGAACUUCUUGAAUUAAUUUCAAUAUAUGGUUAAUAGGACAACAAAACAGCUCAUCUGCUUAAAAAAUGGCUGUUACAGGACAAACAAACUACAGAUUCAUCAGAACAUAAAAGAAACAAAUGUUUCAGUUCAGUCAGCAUGUUUCAGCACUAUGCCGGCGCAUUAUACUAAAAAAAAUAAACUGAAUAAUAAUUAAACACAAAGGAAACACUGGUUAGCUUCUUCUCGGUUAUGUGAAUUUUUAUAUAUUUGUUAUCUUUAUUGUAAAAUAUGUUGUUACACUGAGGGUUACAUGUCAUUCCUGCUCGAUGCUAAAUAUUGUUUUGUUUGUCCUGCAACGGCUUUGAAACAGACUAUAUUCUCAGACAUGGACAUCCUCAAGCUGCAUUUGUAAUCAAUUCGUGAAGCGAAGAGCAUUUCGACACAGAAGCUAAGUAGGUAGAUGGAGUUCUCUGUUACCAUUCAUAAUGAAAUUUAAUCUAGCACGGAAUACGAAGUCGCCAAAAUUUCUUGUAUUUUGUCCAAAGUUUAUUACGAAUUGUAAAUUACGUCUCAACUUUUGUGCCAAAGUGCACUUCGACCCGGGAAUUGAUUACGAAUGCAGCAUUGUAGUUUACGACUGGUUAUUAGAUAGAGAUUAUCUAUGAAUAUUUGACUAUUAUGGUUCAAGAAUUAAUUAUUUUUAAUAAAUGAUUCAAUAUA